GGAGCGGGGUCCAGGUCGGGCUGCCCAGGCCUCCCCGGGCCCGGGAGCAGGAGUCCCAGUUCACGCAUUCUUCAUCUGCUUCCCGCGACGCUGGCGGCCUCGCACCCCGCCUCCUGGAGCCCGGACUUUCAGGCACCGCCCUCAGUGUCGCCUUAGUCCGUCCCGGGACCGCAGACUCUUAGGGCCCCUCUCCUUGGCUAUCUGCCUCUAGGUCCCAGCCUGGGGCCUGAAGCGCUUGCUCUCUACGCUGGGAAAAGGGGAACGAUGGAGCGAUCCAGCACCCAAACUUACCCUGUCCAGGCGACCCACGAAGAUACCCAUGACAUCUCUGCACAGCCCCAGCCUUUUUGGCUUCACCCACUCCGUUCGGGAGUUGGGGACCUGGCCUCUACAUUCCUUAGGGGAACUCCAGCUCCAGGUCCUAUUUGGAGGCGGCUCCUAGUUUCCUAGUUCGCUGGGGGCGCCAGGUGAAAGGGUCUGAGAGUCACUGGAGCUACCAGCAGCACCAUGGGGCCCUGGGGAGAGCCAGAGCUCCUGGUGUGGCGCCCAGAGGCGGUAGCUUCAGAGCCUCCAGUGCCUGUGGGGCUGGAGGUGAAGUUGGGGGCCCUGGUGCUGCUGCUGGUGCUCACCCUCCUCUGCAGCCUGGUGCCCAUCUGUGUGCUGCGCCGGCCAGGAGCUAACCAUGAAGCCUCAGCUUCCCGCCAGAAAGCGCUGAGCCUAGUAAGCUGUUUUGCGGGGGGCGUCUUUUUGGCCACCUGUCUCCUGGACCUGCUGCCUGACUACUUGGCUGCCAUAGAUGAGGCCCUGGCAGCCUUGCACGUGACGCUCCAGUUCCCGCUGCAAGAGUUCAUCCUGGCCAUGGGCUUCUUCCUGGUCCUGGUGAUGGAGCAGAUCACACUGGCUUACAAGGAGCAGUCAGGGCUGUCACCUCUUGAGGAAACAAGGGCUCUGCUGGGAACAGUGAAUGGUGGGCCGCAGCAUUGGCAUGAUGGGCCAGGGAUUCCACAGGCGAGUGGAGCCCCAGCAAGCCCCUCAGCCUUGCGUGCCUGUGUACUGGUAUUCUCCCUGGCCCUCCACUCUGUGUUUGAGGGACUGGCGGUGGGGCUACAGCAAGACCGGGCUCGGGCGAUGGAGCUGUGCCUGGCUUUGCUGCUCCACAAGGGCAUCCUGGCUGUCAGCCUGUCCCUGCGGCUGCUGCAGAGCCACCUUAGGGCACAGGUGGUGGCUGGCUGUGGGAUCCUCUUCUCAUGCAUGACACCUCUAGGCAUCGGGCUGGGUGCAGCUCUGGCUGAGUCGGCGGGACCUCUGCACCAGCUGGCUCAGUCUGUGCUAGAGGGCAUGGCAGCUGGCACCUUUCUCUAUAUCACCUUUCUGGAAAUCCUGCCCCAGGAGCUGGCCAGUUCUGAACAAAGGAUCCUCAAGGUCAUCCUGCUCCUAGCAGGCUUUGCCCUACUCACUGGCCUGCUCUUCAUCCAAAUCUAGGGUGCUUCAAGAGAGGGGCAGGGGAGAUUGAUGAUCAGGUGCCCCUGUUCUCCCUUCCCUCCCCCAGUUGUGGGGAAUAGGAAGGAAUGGGGAAGGGAAGUACUGAGGACCAAAAAAUUCUCUGGGAGCUAAAGAUAGAGCUUUUGGGGCUAUCUGACUAAUGAGAGGGAAGUGGGCAGACGAGAGGCUGGCCCCAGUCCCAAGAAACAAGAGAUAGUCAAGUCGCUAGAGACAUGAUCAGGGGACAUUAGGAUUGGGGAAGACACUUGACUGCUAGAAGCAGAAGUUGGACACUAUACAUAAGGACAGGCUCACAUGGGAGGCUGGAGGUGGGCACCCAGCUGCUGUGGGACAGCUAUGUAGAGGUCAUAAACCUAGAGUCAGUGUCCUGUUGGUCCUAGCCCAUUUCAGCACCCUGCCACUUGGAGUGGACCCCUCCUACUUUU
This is a messenger RNA of Mandrillus leucophaeus (drill), 1928 nucleotides long. It is a transcript of the gene SLC39A1, whose product is annotated as solute carrier family 39 (zinc transporter), member 1. Gene Ontology annotation, biological process: zinc ion transmembrane transport. Gene Ontology annotation, molecular function: zinc ion transmembrane transporter activity. The coding region runs from base 508 to 1482 and encodes 324 amino acids. The transcript has 4 exons. Lineage: Eukaryota; Metazoa; Chordata; Mammalia; Primates; Cercopithecidae. The record is from RefSeq and is a predicted model, not a curated record. Gene Ontology annotation, cellular component: plasma membrane.